AGAGCUUGUAAAUAAUAAUAUUAUUAUUUUAUAUGUACAAAUGCUAUUUCCAAUAAUGCAUAUUUAUCAUAAUAUAACUUGAAUUAAAGGAAAUUGAGGUUAUGUAAAAGAUUAUUAUUAUUUAUAAAUAAUAAGAAAUUGAUAAUGAUGAUGCGGUGGUAUCAACAAUUAUUUAAACAUGAUAAAUGUUUAAGAUUUUAUAUGCAAUUUAAUAAAAAAAAAUCUGUUAUUCAUUUGUGUUCUUCUAAUGAUACAAUUCACACUAUAUCUUGCAUCUACAACAAAUACAAUUAUGAAAAUGGUAAAAUAGAGACGCAAGAGAAAUUAAAGUUAAAUAAAUCCGAAUCGAAUAAAAGAAAUAAAACAACAGAAUUUAUUAAAAUUGCAAAUAUUCAAUUAAAUCAAAAAACUACAUUUUCUAAAAAAUUAGUAGAUAAUUCUCCAUCUUUAAUACAACCAUAUUUAAGACUUAUAAGACUAGAUAAACCAAUAGGGUCUUGGUUAUUAUUUUGGCCCUGUGGUUGGAGUAUAGCUAUGGCAGCAGCACCAGGUGCCCUACCAGAUUUUCAACUUUUAAGUCUUUUUGGAAUAGGAGCAUUCAUUAUGCGUGGAGCAGGAUGUAUUAUAAAUGAUAUGUGGGAUCAAGAUAUUGAUGGAAUGGUAGCCAGAACAAAAGAUAGACCAUUGGUUACUAGAGAAAUUUCACCUCUACAAUCAUUGAUUUUCCUUGGAAGCCAAUUAACUUUGGGAUUGCUUAUAUUGUUGCAAUUAAAUCUUUAUAGUAUUAUAUUGGGAGCAAGUUCACUAGUCUUAGUAAUAAUAUAUCCUGUUAUGAAAAGAAUAACAUAUUGGCCUCAAUUAAUUCUUGGGAUGACUUUUAAUUGGGGUGCACUUUUGGGUUGGUCUGCUGUGGAAGGAUCGUGUAAUUGGUCUGUAUGCUUGCCACUUUAUACUGCUGGAAUUUGUUGGACACUUUUAUAUGAUACUAUAUAUGCACAUCAGGAUAAAAUGGAUGAUGUUAUAAUAGGUAUAAAAUCAACAGCUUUAAAGUUUGGAGACAAAAGCAAAAUUUAUUUAUCUGGAUUUAGUACAGUCAUGAUAACAGGACUAAUUGCAUCAGGUAUAUUAGCUGCACAGACUUGGCCAUAUUACACAGCAGUAGGAUUAGUUGGUACUCAUCUUGUUAAUCAGAUAUAUAAUUUGAACAUCAACAAUCCUGCAGAUUGUGCCAAAAAAUUCAUCUCUAAUCACAGGAUAGGAAUGAUUCUUUUUACAGGAAUUAUUUUAGGAAAUCUUAUUAAAGUUUCUAAAAAAGAUAGCGAUAUUGUACAAGAAUCAGAAAAAAAAUCUAUUCUCAUUAAACAAGAAUAACGAUAGUUUCAUUAUAUUAUUAUAAAAAAAUUAUUAAAUAUAUAUAUUAUAAUUAUA
This is a messenger RNA of Apis mellifera (honey bee), 1428 nucleotides long. It is a transcript of the gene Coq2, whose product is annotated as 4-hydroxybenzoate polyprenyltransferase, mitochondrial. The transcript has 6 exons. The record is from RefSeq and is a predicted model, not a curated record. Lineage: Eukaryota; Metazoa; Arthropoda; Insecta; Hymenoptera; Apidae. Gene Ontology annotation, cellular component: mitochondrial inner membrane. Gene Ontology annotation, biological process: ubiquinone biosynthetic process. The coding region runs from base 145 to 1371 and encodes 408 amino acids.